Molecule: messenger RNA, 3269 nt
Organism: Fusarium odoratissimum NRRL 54006
Lineage: Eukaryota; Fungi; Ascomycota; Sordariomycetes; Hypocreales; Nectriaceae
Product: asparagine synthetase
Exons: 7
Coding region: 153-1484 (443 amino acids)
Cellular component (GO): cytosol
Molecular function (GO): asparagine synthase (glutamine-hydrolyzing) activity
Source: RefSeq, a predicted model, not a curated record
UGGAGUUUGCUAUGACUCCUCUUUUUUCUCUCGCCCGAACUACUGCUAAAUAUUAAUCUUGCCUCGCCCUUUCUCUUCCUCUUACCAUUCUUCUUCAAGCACUCCCCUUCGUGAUACACACAUAACGUGCGCAUUUCCCAGCAACCGCUAACAUGUGUGGCAUCUUCGCCUGUCAUCGUCAUCCUGACGUGGAAAAGUUCAAGCCCACGGCCCUGAAGCUCGCAAAGCAAAUCCGUCACCGUGGCCCCGACUGGAGUGGAAGCGUGAUUGCCAACCACACUAUUCUCUGCCAUGAGCGUCUCAGCAUUGUCGGUGUUGAGUCUGGAGCCCAGCCCCUGACCAACGCCGACGACAGCAUCAUCCUUGCUGUCAACGGUGAGAUCUACAACCAUCGUCACAUUCGAAAGAACCUCAAGGAGCAAUACCACUUCAAGACCACAUCUGAUUGCGAAGUUAUCAUUCCCCUGUACACCGAGUUUGAUACCGAUUGCCCCAACCACCUCGAUGGCAUGUUCUCUUUUGUCCUCUACGACAAGAAGCAAGAUCGCACAAUUGCGGCCCGCGACCCUAUUGGUAUCACCACCUUCUACCAAGGCUGGUCCUCCAAGGAACCCGGAACCGUUUACUUCGCCUCCGAGCUGAAGUGCUUGCAUAGCGUUUGUGACAAGAUCGUUGCUUUCCCCCCCGGUCACGUUUACGACUCCAAGACUGGCGAGACGACUCGCUACUUCAAGCCUUCUUGGUGGGACCCUAAGAAGGUUCCCAGCAACCCCGUUGAUUACAAGGUUCUCCGACAUGCUCUUGAGAAAGCUGUCCGAAAGCGACUCAUGGCUGAAGUCCCCUUCGGAGUUCUCCUUUCUGGUGGCCUUGACUCGAGUCUGACAGCAUCCAUCGCUCAGCGUGAGGUGACCAGACUUCGAAAACAGGCUCUUGAGGCUAACGGCAACGUUCUCCCUGUUGAAAACCCUGACACUGGUGAGGGUCUCGUCGGCGUUGACGAUGAUGAUCACCUCGAUACUCUGACAUACCUCCCUCAGCUCAACUCCUUCUCCAUCGGACUGCCUGGUUCUCCGGACAACAAGGCCGCACUUGAGGUCGCCAAGUUCCUUGGUACCAAGCACCACGUCAUGACCUUCACCAUCGAGGAUGGCCUCAACGCUCUUUCAGAUGUUAUCUUUCACCUUGAGACCUACGAUGUCACUACUAUCCGAGCCUCCACCCCCAUGUAUCUCUUGUCACGAAAGAUCAAGGCCAUGGGUAUCAAGAUGGUUCUGAGUGGAGAGGGAAGUGACGAGAUCUUCGGUGGCUACCUGUAUUUCCACGCUGCCCCUGACAAGGAGGCUUUCCACGAGGAGACAGUUCGCCGUGUCAAGAACCUGCACUUGGCUGAUUGCCUGCGAGCUAACAAGUCCACCUCUGCUUGGGGCCUUGAAGCUCGUGUUCCCUUCCUCGAUAAGGAGGUAAGUUCAGCUCUAUUGCAGUAGUUGUUCCCCAGAAACUAAGAGUGAUAACAGUUCCUUGAAACAUCGAUGAACAUCGAUCCUCAAGAGAAGAUGAUCACCAAGGACAGGCUUGAGAAGUACAUCAUUCGCAAGGCUUUCGACACCUCGGACGAGCCUGACGAACAGCCCUAUCUCCCCGAUAACAUCCUCUGGCGACAGAAGGAACAGUUCUCCGAUGGUGUCGGCUACGGUUGGAUCGACGCACUCAAGGACAACGCCGAGAAGCAGGUGACAGACGAGAUGAUGAAGAACCCCAAGCCUGAGUGGGGUAACGAUAUUCCAGAUACCAAGGAGGCGUACGUUGAGACCGGUUUCGUGCAGUUGAAUGAGACUAACAAUGAAUAGUUACUGGUAUCGAUGCAUGUUUGAUGAGCACUUCCCCCCUCACUGCGCGUCGACCGUCAUGCGCUGGACCCCCACUUGGUCCAAGCAGACUGACCCCAGUGGCCGGUACGUAAUUUCUCUAUCCCCAGAGCUGGAUGGUCGGUGGUCCAAAAGGAAACACGCUUGCUAAUGUCUUGUUGCAGAGCCAUUUCCACUCACAACGCCAAAUAUGAUAACGCGGCUUAAUGAUAUAGCGAAUCGAGCAAACAUCAAGCACAGCAAGCUUACUUGCCUCAUUGUAACUUACACUACCCUAUCAGAGGUGUCUGGCCCAAACGAAUAUGAAGUGUAUGUCUGGGUGUCGUUCUCCUGGAAGAAGAGAAAAGGCGUCUUGGAUCUUGCUUACCAACCAACCGUGGAAUGAUGAUGGGAAAAGGUACGGAAAGAUAGGGACUUGGGAAAGAAAAAUAAAGACAAAAGUUCUAGAAACAAAGGAUCGCAUCAUUUGCGUAGUCGAAGCGUCGGUGAAUGGUCGGUGAAUGGUCGGUUUCACAGCAGUUUGAAAUUGGCAGUAGGUGUAAUGUGUCGUCCUGAGUUGUGUAUGCAUGAAGGGUCUUGACGUGAAAUGCCUGGAAAGAGGAUGUGGCCGACGGACCAAUAGGCGAGAAUGAAGCCGGACAUGGACGCGUCGACUUCGGCCUUCAAUCUACGGCUUCUAGGAGAAGUGUUUAUCAGAAAACUUCUUUGGUAUAGGUAGUACUUCACCCUACUUGCCUACUUACCAAACUAAUGGGUCUGAGGUGCUGUUUCAACUACUAGUAGUGGUCAGUCAGUGAUGGAGUCACAUGAGUUGUUAGUUGUUAGUCUCUGAGCUGUUCAUGCGUUGACAACAUGCAAACUGAAUAAGGGAUAUGGAUGGACAUUAUGAUGAAGGACUCGUUGGGCAGCGAGAUGAUUGCAUGGACUUGAUGCCCCAAGACCCUACAAGGCGGCACCUGUACGAAGCCUGAAGUCGAGAGGAUCUGGCAAUACCAACCUAGGGAAUUUGAGGUUGCGAUCACGGAUGGUCUGUCUCCUCGGGAAAUGGAUGUGGCCUAUCAUCCAAUUGACUUCUUUCCCUCCUCUUUGACCAACGCUUCUCGUUGCCAUCGUUCAUUACCCCUCCACGUGGGCCCUGGCUCUGGGGGAUAUUGCUUAAAUUAAUUACAUGAUCUCCAGCUAAAAGCUGCCUUUUAUCACCCGGCCAAGUGACAAUGUGACACAGUCCCGACAUCAGCCGACUUGGGCUACCCCUGUGCAAAUUCCUUGCGAGGCGCCGCACAGGGCGUCUUCAGAGCCUAGCACACAAGAGCUUCCCUAGCUGUGCACUGAGCCUGAGCUGGUUCCAGCGGGGUUCCCCAACAAGAAAACCCUGUGCAGGAGAUCAGCCCUGUGUGAGUCUUC